Phytophthora nicotianae INRA-310 is the source of this 675-nucleotide messenger RNA. RefSeq lists its product as hypothetical. Bases 1 to 675 code for a protein of 224 amino acids. The transcript is spliced from 2 exons. Lineage: Eukaryota; Oomycota; Peronosporomycetes; Peronosporales; Peronosporaceae. The record is from RefSeq and is a predicted model, not a curated record.
AUGAACGAUAUGAUACGCUUCACUUUGGAGCUGAGCUCGAUCAAGUGGUGCCAAAUGAACAUUCAGUUCCUCGAUGAAGUUAGUUUCGGCAACAGGGGUAUGCUGCGCACACAUGGCUACAGCUUGAAGGGAAAGAAACUUUCCUUUCGGGGCGAGUUCAACCUGAAGCCACGGAUUUCACUACUGUGUUUCAUCUCUGUGAAUGGUCUUGUGGAAACAUUUCACACGGAUGGGACGUUGACCGCUCCAAGUUCGCUGAGUGCUGCCGUGCACAUGCGCAUUCAGGAAAACGUGUGUGCCAGUACCCAAGAAGAGGCUCUGUGUGGAUUCUGGAUGGCGCCAAGAUCCACUGCCACCCCGAUAUCGUCUACUACCUGCGGUUGCUGGGGAUUAUUCCCAUCUUUCUUCCUGCAUAUUGCCCAUUUACAACCCUACCGAAUACCUUUUUGGCUUGAUCAAGAAGGCGUUCAAGCGUCAUUCCAAGAUUUCGACAUGACCAAGCUUUUCGAGCACUGUGGGUGGAGCGUAACUGGUGAGUUUAACCCUACGUCUGCUCUGGGUGGUGAGUACGUGAGCACAUCGCGCGCUGAGCAAUUCGAAGGAAACGAGUUGCUCGAGUUUUCGGAGCGUGGUGAUCCUGAUUACGACGAUAAUAGCUCGAGUGGUGAAAGCUGA